Schistosoma intercalatum is the source of this 1449-nucleotide messenger RNA. The record is from the annotation of a GenBank genome assembly. NCBI's taxonomy places the organism in Eukaryota, Metazoa, Platyhelminthes, Trematoda, Strigeidida, Schistosomatidae.
AUGUCUGUCCGCUUAUAUCUAUCGAGAUUGUCAUGUUUGAGACAUUUCGUCCAUACUUCAAGAAAACUACAAUUUCCAGUACAUAUCAAAAUGCCUUCUUUGUCCCCAACCAUGUCUGAGGGCUCAAUCGUCAACUGGGUUAAGAAUGAAGGAGAGCAGGUAGCUGCUGGAGAUAUCCUCUGCGAAGUUCAGACGGACAAAGCAGUUAUUGCAUUUGAAUCAGAGGAGGAAGGUGUACUUGCCAAAGUAUUGGCACCCACUGGCUCAUCAAAUAUCAAAGUCGGUGGUUUGAUUGCUGUGUUAGCCACUCCAGACGAGCAUUGGCAAGAGGUGGCUGCUUCCGCCGUAUUACUAUCACAGCCAUCGACAGCCGACAGUACUCCAAAACAGUCAGAAAAAAACCGCACUAUCCAGGAACCACAGUCAUACCGCUUUUGUUCAAUGGGACCUGCGGUUCGUCUUCUGUUACAAUCACACGAUAUCGAUGGAUCUCAAAUAAUUUCUACAGGACCACAUGGUCAGUUGCUCAAAGGGGAUGUUUUGGCUUACAUAGCUAACAACCAGAAUAAACCUGUUGUAUCUGAUCAGGAAAAGCCAAUUAAUGAUAUCCCUGUUAUGCAAACUGUCUCGUCAGUAGCCACUUUCACAGAUAUCACGUCAUUGAAUAUGAGGAAUGCUUUUGCCCGACGUUUGUCGGAAUCAAAAUUGUCUGUCCCACAUCAAUAUAUUUGUGCAACUACUCGCAUUAAUCGUCUAAAUGAAUUAAGAACUGAACUGAAAGUGGAUUCGGAUGUGGAUUUUUCUAUAAAUGAUUUCAUCAUCAAAGCUUGUGCUUUAGGCUUAAGGCUUGUUCCAGAUUUGAACGCCGUUUAUGAUUCUCAAGCUGAAUCUGCCAUUUAUCUGAGAUCGGUCGAUUUAAGUAUGGCAGUAGCAACUAAAUCAGGGUUACUUACGCCAAUUUUGCAUUCUGCAGAUACACUUAAUGUUUCUGAUAUCUCAAAGUUGUCGCAACAGUUGGUGCAGAAAGCACGAGAUGGUAUAUUACAACCACAUGAACUUGAAGGUGGGAGUUUCACAAUCUUUAAUCUUGGAAUUUACGAUAUUCGAGAGUUCACCACUAUUGUGAAUCAUCCUCAAGUCGCUAUUUUGGCUGUUGGGAGUGGUUUGCCAGAGGCUUGUAUCUCAACAUCAUAUGCCGAAAAUGAAAUAACUUUUUCAACCAAUAUAACGCUAACAUUGUCAAUUGACUCACGAUGUGUAAGUGAAGUUGUUGCAAGUUCUUUCUUGAAGUACGUUUGUAGUUUGUUAGGAGACUAUCCGCAUCUUUUACUCGAUGGUGAUCCUGUUUCUUUGUCAUUGAAGAGUAAUCAUACUUCCUCUCAAAAAGAUGAAUUUGAUAAUCUAAUGCUUUCAAAAGUGAAUACAGAUAUUAUUCAAACCUUAGUUUGA